Molecule: messenger RNA, 8905 nt
Organism: Elgaria multicarinata webbii
Lineage: Eukaryota; Metazoa; Chordata; Lepidosauria; Squamata; Anguidae
Exons: 9
Coding region: 3-7124 (2373 amino acids)
Biological process (GO): regulation of DNA-templated transcription
Molecular function (GO): RNA polymerase II cis-regulatory region sequence-specific DNA binding; DNA-binding transcription factor activity, RNA polymerase II-specific
Source: RefSeq, a predicted model, not a curated record
AAAUGGCUGCCGAACAGGGAGCACCGGCAGCCCUGGUUCUGCCUCAGAUGGACGGAAGGGAUCUGAAUCUGGCGGGUUCCAACUUUGCGGAAAGCUCAGAAGGGGUUCUUAAAACCCACCACGGCAACGUCAUGGGGGAAAACGGAGACCUGCUGAGCUGCGAAGGGGAGGUUUCCGUAAGAUCGCAGGCCCUCGAUUCAGGGUGCAAGAAGGCCCAGUUGCGGGUUCCUGCCCUGUGGGACGAUACGAAGGUUCUUCUGCCUUCCUCGGAGGGAGCGACGUAUCCUAGCAGAGAGCAGGCAAGCCAGCGUGUCCUGGGCCACUGUGGGGAAGCCGUACCAGCCAACCGCAGCCCGAAUGCAAGGAAGGAUCCCACGGAAAGAGAUGCUAUCACGACAGAGACCCAGCGGUUGAGCUUCCGGCAUUUCCGCUUCCAGGAGGUCGCAGGGCCCCGCGAGGUGUGCAGCCAGCUCUGGUACCUUUGCCACCGGUGGCUGAAGCCGGAGAGGCACACCAAGGAGCAGAUCCUGGAGCUGUUGAUCCUGGAGCAGUUCCUGGCCAUCCUGCCCUCGGAGAUGCAGAACUGGGUCAAGAGGAACGGUCCGGAGAGCUGCGCCCGGGCGGUGGCCUUGGCCGAGGACUUCCUGCGGAGGCAACAAGAUGUGAGCUGCAGCCAGCAGGUGGUUUGCCAGGAGACGCCCGUCAAUCCCCCCGAGGCCAAACAGAUACCUUCAGAGGGUCAAGAGCAGCAAUAUCCUCCGGGGUUCAAGCAGGAAGGCAACAUGGACGCCAAUUGUACAGGUGAUGAGCAGCUGAACGAGAGAGUGGAGCCGGUGGAACCAGGUGGGAAGGGAAAAGGACGGUGCCUUCUGCCUGCGUUAGAGGAAGAGGGGAAGGAAGAGGAGGAGGAGGAAGCUCCUUCAAAUCCGCCCCAAACAGAGAGGAACCUGGGAAAAGGCCCAGAAGAAAGCGUUGCUCGUGGGGAAGCCUCAGACCCCCUCGCUGAGCCCACAAAGCGGCAGAAAGCUCCCAAGGGGAAACCGGAGACGACGUGCAGCGUGUGCGGGAAGAGCUUCAGCCGGCGGACGGGCCUCCUGGCCCACGAGCGGGUGCACACGGGGGAGAAGCCCUACAAGUGCUCACACUGCGGCCGGAGCUUCCGCUCAAGGUCGACCCUGGUGGUCCACCAGAGGACCCACACGGGCGAGAAGCCCUACCGGUGCACAGAGUGCGGAAAGAGCUUCCCGGUGACCACGCAGCUGAUCGAGCACGAGCGGACCCACUCAGGUGAGAAACCGUACCCGUGCACGGAGUGCGGGCAGGCCUUCCGCCAGCGCUCGCACCUCAAGAACCACCAGAAGAUCCACACGGGCCUCAAGCCCUUCAAGUGCUCGUAUUGCGGGAAGGGCUUCAGCAUUAGCUCGGACCUCAUCCGGCACGAGCGGGCCCACACGGGGGAAAAGCCCUACCAGUGCCCCGACUGCGGCAAACGCUUCUGCAACAGCUCGCAGGUGAUCACCCACCGAAGGGUCCACACGGGCGAGAAGCCCUACAAGUGCCUCGAGUGCGGGAAAGGCUUCACCGUCAGCCAGCAGCUCAUUCGCCACCAGGCCGUCCACACGGGGGAGAAGCCGUACCAGUGCCUGGAGUGCGGGAAGACCUUCGGGGUGAGCACCCUCCUGGCCGGGCACUUGCGGAUCCACACGGGGGAAAAGCCGUACGAGUGCUCCGAGUGCGGGAAAUGCUUCCGGCUCCGCUCGACGCUCAUCACCCACCUGAAGAUCCACAAGGCGAGGAAGACGACUUGUAGUUUGUGUGGGAAGAGCUUCAGUCGGAGCACCGGUCUGAUUGCACACCAGAGAAUCCACACAGGGGAGAAGCCGUACGAGUGCUCUGACUGCGGGAAGUCCUUCACGUUGCGGUCAAACCUGAUCGCUCACGAAAGGACCCACAAUGGAGAAAAGCCGUACCAGUGCCAACAGUGCGGGAAAAGCUUCAGUGUGAGCUCACAGCUUAUUAAGCACAAGAGGACUCACUCGGGGGAAAAACCCUACAAAUGUAUGGAGUGCGGACAGACUUUCCGCCAGAGCUCGCACCUCAAGAACCACCAGAGAAUCCACACCGGAGACAGACCCUUUAAGUGUUCGGAUUGUGGGAAAAGCUUCAGCGUGAGUUCGGACCUCAUCAGGCACGAGAUAUCUCACACGGGGGAGAAACCGUACCAGUGUCCAGACUGUGGCAAGCGCUUCUGUAACAGUUCUCAGAUUAUCACUCACCGGAGGGUCCACACGGGAGAAAAACCCUAUAAGUGCCUGGAAUGUGGGAAAAGCUUCACUGUAAGCCAACAACUCAGUAGGCACCAGAGAGUUCACACAGGAGAAAAACCAUAUAAAUGCCCCGAAUGCGGGAAAACCUUUGGUGUGAGCACACUCCUUACGGGACAUCUCAGAAUCCACACCGGCGAAAAACCGUAUGAAUGUCCAGAAUGCGGGAAAAGCUUCAGGCUGCGCUCAAACCUUAUUGCACAUCAGAAAAUACACACUGCAAGGAAAUCGGAGGAGGGAGAGUCCACCCCAAGGAGGAUUGUGAAAGAGACCAGAGCUGUUGUCGUUGAUAUUGGGACCGGCUCCUGCAAGUGUGGCUUCGCUGGAGAACAGAAGCCAAGCCAUGUGGUCUCCUCCACCGUAGGGAAGCAUUUCCAGGAGACGGCCAAGACAGGCGAUAACAGGAAAGAAACUUUUGUUGGCCGGGAACUUCAAGAUGCCAGCAUCCCUCUGAAGCUGGUCAACCCCUUGAGGCAUGGGAUCAUAGUGGACUGGGAUAGCGUCCAGGACAUCUGGGAAUACCUUUUCCAUAAGGAGAUGAAGAUUCGGCCCGAGGAGCACGCUGUCUUGGUGUCCGACCCUCCGCUGAGCCCCACCACCAACCGGGAAAAGUACGCGGAGAUGCUCUUCGAGACAUUCGGCACCCCUGCCAUGCACAUCGCCUACCAGUCCAGGUUGUCCAUGUAUUCCUACGGGAAGACGUCGGGUCUGGUGGUGGAGAGCGGCCACGGCGUCUCCUACGCCGUCCCCAUUUAUGAAGGUUACACGUUGCCAAGCAUUACCGAAAGGGUGGACUACGCCGGAUCGGAUGUCACCCAAUACCUCAUGAAGCUAUUAAACGACUCGGUGAAAUUGUUCUCGGAGAAAGAUUGGCAGAUCCUGGAAGAUAUCAAAGAGAACUAUUGCUUCACCUCUUUGGACUAUCCCCAGGACGCGGCUGCGCCUUCCAGGAACCAUGAGGUCGAGUAUGAGCUUCCCGACGGGCAGAGAAUCGUUCUCGGCAAAGAGAGAUUCAUGUGUUCCGAAAUGCUCUUCAAGCCGUCCCUGAUCAACUCGCAGCAGCUGGGGCUGCCCCUCCUCACCAUGACGACCCUCAACAAGUGCGACGUCGCCCUCAAAAAGAACCUGAUGGGCAAUAUCUUGCUCUGCGGGGGCUGUACCAUGAUGAAGGGCUUUGCUGACCGCUUCCAGAGAGAGCUGAUUAGGAUGUGUCCAAACGACAAUCCCAUCUCCUCAGCCUCCCCUGAAAGAGAUACGUCCGUAUGGACUGGAGGCUCCAUCUUGGCGUCCCUCAAGGCCUUCCAGCAGCUCUGGAAAGGCACAACCGUACGGCCUGGGAGUGGGCUCAGGGAGGAGGGAGAGUCCACCCCAAGGAGGAUUGUGAAAGAGACCAGAGCUGUUGUCGUUGAUAUCGGGACCGGCUCCUGCAAGUGUGGCUUCGCUGGAGAACAGAAGCCAAGCCAUGUGGUCUCCUCCACCGUAGGGAAGCAUUUCCAGGAGACGGCCAAGACAGGCGAUAAUAGGAAAGAAACUUUUGUUGGCCGGGAACUUCAAGAUGCCAGCAUCCCCCUGAAGCUGGUCAACCCCUUGAGGCAUGGGAUCAUAGUGGACUGGGAUAGCGUCCAGGACAUCUGGGAAUACCUUUUCCAUAAGGAGAUGAAGAUUCGGCCCGAGGAGCACGCUGUCUUGGUGUCCGACCCUCCGCUGAGCCCCACCACCAACCGGGAAAAGUACGCGGAAAUGCUCUUCGAGACGUUCGGCACCCCUGCCAUGCACAUCGCCUACCAGUCCAGGUUGUCCAUGUAUUCCUACGGGAAGAUGUCGGGUCUGGUGGUGGAGAGCGGCCACGGCGUCUCCUACGCCGUCCCUAUUUAUGAAGGUUACACGAUGCCCAGCAUUACGGAAAGGGUGGACUACGCCGGAUCGGAUGUCACCCAAUACCUCAUGAAGCUAUUAAACGACUCGGUGAAAUUGUUCUCGGAGAAAGAUUGGCAGGUCUUGGAAGAUAUCAAACAGAACUAUUGCUUCACCUCUUUGGACUAUCCCCAGGAUGCGGCUGCGCCUUCCAGGAACCAUGAGGUCGAGUAUGAGCUUCCCGACGGGCAGAGAAUCGUUCUCGGCAAAGAGAGAUUCAUGUGUUCCGAAAUGCUCUUCAAGCCGUCCCUGAUCAACUCGCAGCAGCUGGGGCUGCCCCUCCUCACCAUGACGUCCCUCAACAAGUGCGACGUCGCCCUCAAAAAGAACCUGAUGGGCAAUAUCUUGCUCUGCGGGGGCUGUACCAUGAUGAAGGGCUUUGCUGACCGCUUCCAGAGAGAGCUGAUUAGGAUGUGUCCAAACGACAAUCCCAUCUCCUCAGCCUCCCCUGAAAGAGAUACGUCCGUAUGGACUGGAGGCUCCAUCUUGGCGUCCCUCAAGGCCUUCCAGCAGCUCUGGCACGGGUUGCUGCCAAAAUUGAAAAUGGCGGGCCAAAAACCAUGGGGCCUCAGAUCAGGGGAGGGUUUGGAGGGAGCAUGUGCCCCUCGGAUCAACCAGGAUGAAUUUCUAAACCAGGCAACGGCGAGGCAGAUCAAGCAGGAAACGGAUGAGGGUUUGGCGCAACACUGGGAAACGCAGUGGGAAGAGUUCCUGAAGACCAUGGAGUCCCCUCACUUGGAGUGGGGAAACCCACAGUCCGGGGAAGAACCAUCUGCGUCUCUUGCCUCUUCAGAAAGGUUGGCUAAUGCUGAUCAAGAGCCUAGCAGAGAGCAAGAAACUCGGACCCUAGCAGGCCUCAGCUGGCAAACUCAAAAGGCCCGUGGCCGCUUAGAAGGCACUAUCCCGGGAGGCAUCCUGAAGGUGAAAGAAGAGGCUGUGGAGGAGAGGAAUCCAGAGGCGCACCGGCAACACUUCCGGCAGCUGUGCUACCGGGAGGAGGAUGGCCCACGCGGGGUUUGUGGCAAGCUUUGGUUCCUUUGCCAUCAGUGGCUGAAGCCCGAAAGGCACACGAAGGGGCAGAUCCUGGAGCUGCUGAUCCUGGAGCAGUUCUUGGCUGUCCUGCCCCUGGAGAUGCAGAGCUGGGUCAGGGAACGUGGAGCAGAGAAUUGCACCCAGGCGGUCGCCCUGGCAGAGGAUUUCCUGCUGGGGCAGGAAGAGGCAGCAAGACUAGACAACCAAUUCAGAGGUCUGCCCAAGAACAGUGUUUCUGUGGAUUUCCCCAAAGAGGAGCCGACCCCGUCAGUCUCACGCCUCCCCAUGGAGAUCAAGCAGGAGAGCAACAGGGCUGAUGUCUUAGUGGGGAAUGAUUCUUUCUUCACUACAGCAAGUGCCGUCGGGCUGUGUAAAAAUGAGGUGGAAAAUUGUGCUGUUGGAUCUUUUGAUCAAAUGGAAACGUUUGGGUUGUCGGUGGGUGCUACCCAGCGUCAUGAUAAGCACACUACUUUUGAGAAGAAGCCAAGAAACCUUCGAGGGAGGGAAGUGAACCUCCACAAGGGCCUUGAUGAAACCGUGGCCCAGGAGAAAACUCCAACAGGAGAGAGACAAAAGACUUGCAAAAUUUGCGGGAAAACAUUCAGCUGGAGAACGGAUCUAAUUAAGCACAAGAGGACCCACACGGGAGAAAAGCCUUACGAAUGUUUGGAUUGUGGGAAGAGCUUCAGCCAGGUAUCGGACCUUAAUAUCCACAAGAGAAUCCACACGGGAGAGAAGCCCUUCAAAUGCUCUCACUGUGGGAAAACCUUCAUCAGGAGCACGAACCUUAUUGUGCACGAGAGAAUGCACACGGGCGAAAAGCCGUAUAAAUGCUCGUACUGCGAGAAAACCUUCUGCGCGGGCUCGCAGCUUAUUAGCCACCAGAGAAUCCACACGGGAGACAAGCCGUAUAAAUGUUUUGAGUGCGGGAGAACCUUCAGCUGGAGUGCCACUUUUCGAAGGCACCAGAGAAUCCACACAGGCGAGAAACCGUACAAGUGCUUGGAGUGUGGCAAGAGCUUUAGUUUCAGGUCCGUCCUCCUUGCCCAUGAAAGAACCCACACGGGAGACAAGCCACACAUGUGUUUAGACUGCGGAAAAAGCUUCAGCCAGAGGGCUCACCUUAAUAGUCAUCAGAGAAUCCACACUGGGGAGAAGCCAUUUCAGUGCGCACAGUGUGGGAAACGUUUUAGUCUGAGAUCCGUUCUGGUUGCCCACGAAAACACCCACACUGUAGAAAAACCGCACAAGUGUUCAGACUGUGGGAAAAACUUCAGUAACAAAUCCCAGCUGACAAACCAUCAGAGGCUGCACACAGGAGAUAAACCUUAUAAAUGUUUUGUCUGUGGGAAAACAUUCAAUCUGAGCUCCCUCCUUACUGGACACCUGAGAACCCACACUGGAGAAAAACCGUACAAGUGCUCAUACUGUGAGAAGAGCUUCAGAGGCAAGUCCAACCUGGUAGCUCAUGAGAGAACCCACACAGGAGAGAAACCCCAUAAAUGCCCCGAUUGUGGGAAAACCUUCAGCCAAAAAAACAAUCUCAUUAGUCACCAAAGAACUCACACCGGAGAGAAGCCUCAUAAAUGCCCAGACUGUGGGAAGGGCUUCAGUCAGAAAUCGCACCUCCUCAAGCAUCAGAGAGACCAAAUGGGAGAGAAGCCGUUUAAAUGCAUGUGCUGUGAUAAAAGCUUUAGCGCCAGAUCAGCUCUGGUGGCGCACGAGCGAACCCACACGGGAGAGAAGCCGCAUGAAUGUAAGGACUGCGGUAAAAGCUUCAGCCAGAAAGCACAUCUCGCUAGGCACGAGAGGGUCCACGUUGCAGACAAGGCGUUCUUGGUGCACAGUCAGUAAAAGAGUUUCUGGAUGGCUGGAAAUAAUAAGCAAAAAGGAAAACCAUACUGUAAAUAAACUAUAUAAUGGUCAUUGCGGGAACAACCCUCUUGCUCCCCAAAUUGACAGUCCAGUCCCAUCCACGCUUAUUUAGGAAUAAAUCUCACAGAAUUCUGUGGGACUUACUUCUACGCGAGCAUGCCUAGAUUUGGCCCACGUGUGUGACAUAAUCUUUAAUGGCAAAGGUCAGGAAACUUUUCCCCCUCUUGGGGGCUGCAUUCCCUUGGAAGUAAUCCAUCAGGGGGCGCACCCUAUUGGUGAAUGGGACAGAAGGCAGUGGUGUGCAAGUCAAGAACCAAAAGUGAGCAGUCACCCCUUUUUUGCUCUCUCCCUUUCUGCCACCUCCUUUCUCUCUCUUCUUCCUGCCACCUCCUUUCUCUCUCUUUUUCCUGCUACCCCCCUUUCUCUCUCUUUUUCCUGCCACCCCCUUUCUCUCUUUUUCCUGCCAACUCCUUUCUCUCUUUUCUUCCUGCCACCUCCUUUUUCUCUCUUCUUCCUGCCACCUCCUUUCUCUCUCUUUUUCCUGCCACCCCCCUUUCUCUCUUUUUCCUGCCAACUCCUUUCUCUCUUUUCUUCCUGCCACCUCCUUUCUCUCUCUUCUUCCUGCCACCUCCUUUCUCUCUCUUUUUCCUGCCACCCCCCUUUCUCUCUCUUUUUCCUGCCACCCCCUUUCUCUCUUUUUCCUGCCAACUCCUUUCUCUUUUCUUCCUGCCACCUCCUUUUUCUCUCUUCUUCCUGCCACCUCCUUUCUCUCUCUUUUUCCUGCCACCUCCUUCUCUUUUUCCUGCCACCUCCUUUCUCUCUCUUUUUCCUGCCACCUCCUUUCUCUCUCUUUUUCCUGCCACCCCCUUUCUCUCUCUUUUUCCUGCCACCCCCUUUCUCUCUUCUUCCUGCCAACUCCUUUUUCUCUCCUUUUUCUCUCAGCCUGGCUGCUUCAUCGUCGUUUGAAACUUAAUAUGGCAAAAACUGAACUGCUUGUUUUUCCUCCUAAACCUUCUCCUCACCUCUCAUUCUCUCUUACUGUCAACGAUGUCACGCUCUCUCCGGUCAAGGAAGCUCGUAAUCUUGGCUUUAUAUUUGAUUCCUCGCUCUCCUUUAUUCCUCAUAUCGAGGCAGUAGCUAAAUCCUGUCGUUUCUUCCUGUAUAAUAUUGCCAGGAUUCAACCAUUUUUGUCUGUCUCUUCUGCCAAGACUCUCGUUCACGCACUGGUUAUCUCUCGGUUGGACUACUGCAACCUUCUUCUCUCUGGCCUUCCUUCGUCUCACAUCAGUCCGCUGGUCUCUGUCCACCACUCUGCCGCUAAGAUCAUCUUCUUGGCCCGCCGCUCUGACCAUGUCACUCCACUUCUGAAAUCUCUUCAUUGGCGUCCAAUUCACUCCAGAAUCCAAUAUAAACUUCUCCUGCUGACCUUCAAAGCUCUUCACGGUCUAGCUCCUGCCUAUCUCUCCUCUCUCAUCUCACACUAUCGCCCUGCUCGUGCUCUCCGCUCCUCUGAUGCCAUGCUUCUUGCCUGCCCAAGGACCUCCACUUCCCUUACUCGGCUUCGUCCUUUUUCUUCUGCUGCCCCUUACGCCUGGAACGCUCUUCCAGAACACUUGAGAACUACAAACUCAAUCACAGCUUUUAAAACUCAGCUAAAAACUUUUCUUUUCCCUAUAGCUUUUAAAUAUUGAGUAUGUUCUAACUCUAUACUGUUAGCUUCACCCUACCCGGUGCCUGUUUACACUUCCCUGUGCCUGUUU